Molecule: messenger RNA, 3450 nt
Organism: Syngnathoides biaculeatus (alligator pipefish)
Lineage: Eukaryota; Metazoa; Chordata; Actinopteri; Syngnathiformes; Syngnathidae
Exons: 6
Coding region: 303-3203 (966 amino acids)
Source: RefSeq, a predicted model, not a curated record
UGCGCCUGUAUGUGUGUGCGUGUCGUCAUUGUUUUCCAAAAUGACAUAAAACCGCCGUUGGACGCACGAACCAAAUGUAAUAGCAGUCAUAUAGUUGGCAAAGUAGACUAAUCGUCAAAUAUGACAGUGCCAUAACAUGAAAUGGGUCGUGAACCAACAUCGGGUGGCUCACCGUCAAUUUGCCGCCACGCAGGGUUUCUCGAGCCAGGAAGCUAUUUUAAGCUAAACGCUAACUAGUUGUCUCGUAGUGGGCUCCUGGUUUAACGGUGGGUUAAGUGGGAGGACACAGGGAUGCCAAGAACAUGCAAACUCCACGCAGACAGGGCUGGAAUUUGAACCCCGGUUCUCAGAACUUUUUCUUCAAAGAGAAAACGGAAACCAUAGUGCAAGGGAGUAUGAGUCUUAAAACACAGCUUGAAAGGCCUGUUCUUUCCCCCAAAAAAACAAAGAUAGACAAUGCAGUGACUAACAACAAUACAAGCCCAUAUGACCUCCUAGAGGCUUUUACAUCACAAACCAUUGAUUCCCCAUCUUUGUCCUCACCCACGGAUGCAGACCUAAUAUACUCAGAACAAAAUGGACACAUUCCACCCACAACACCUUGUGAGCAAAUUCAAAACUCUGAACUAACUGUCAGACCUCAGGCUGAAGUCACAAUUUCAAAGAUACCCGAAGUCUCUGUUACCACUGAAGAGAGUCACUUCCUUCAUAUAAGACAAUAUGAUCAGCUAUACAACCUUUGCCCAAGCCCAUUAUCAGCGUCUCUCACUUUGAAAGACAGUACUGCUGACAUGUCUGGUCAUCCCAAGGGUCAACUACUGGAAAAAACACUUGAAGACAAAGCUCCUGCUGAUUGCUGCGUGUUUUUAAAAAAUGGAAUGUCGAAUGAUCCGGCAGUCAGAUAUCAGUUCGAUUUAUCUUGUGACUCCGACCGACAUGAUGCUGUUUCGAGUACAUGGACCCAAUCUGCUGUAUUUGAUGAGAGUAAUCAGAGGGUUGAGGAUUUUCUUGAUACUAUCUCCCAAAAGAGAGUGAAAGAGCAUGAGGGAGUGACAUCUUUUUUCAGUUUUACUGAGGAGUUUCAAUUAUUAGUCUCUCCACCUGACGAGGACAUCCCCAUAAUGUUGUUAGAAGACAAAAGAAUAUUGGAGAUGUGUGAUAGUUCUGUUGCGUGUGACUUGGAAACAAAUGACCAUGGCAACGAAGGAAGGAGCAACAUCUCCUCUCCCGUUCAAUGUGCUGAGGUGUCACUUAAAGCUUACCACGCUACACCAGGCAAGUUCUUUUUGACUGAUACAGGAAGCUUUGAUAACUUAGGACAUGCAAAAAGAGAGCAUUUUGAGAAGGCAGUCAAAAAAGAGAAGGAAAGAGUUGAUCACUCGCCAGAGAAUGACAUGUCUGUGAGAAUCAGCAAAGAGUCUGCUGAAAUAGAUAAUGAUGCAGACCCUUACAGAGUAAUUGAGCUUGGAAUCUGGAGCAAAACUGUCAGGGAGACUGAAGGGAAUUACUGUAACUCUGAGAGUACUGCAGGUGAAGAAUUACUUCCAUCAGUAAAGGUCUGUGAGUUGGAAAUACCUCUUUCUACCACAUCUGAUGUCAGACCACUAUUGCUGACUUUGGAUCAGACAGUUCUGUCUCUUAACCAGAACAGACCACUGCAACAUGGAGAUGAAAAAGAGAACUUUAAUGAGUUAUAUUCUGUUCCAUCCAUUCUGACGCAUAACACAUGUGGCUAUGAAGGCCGUUGUCUUCCGACAUCAAAUGCUAACAUUAGUUCACAAAAGACUACAAAUCCUCUUCCAACAGUGGAUGAAAGAGAACAGAUCUGUGGUAGUUUGGAACAGAGCAGCUGUUUGGCUGUCACCUGCGACCAACUAAAGGCCCAGCAUGUUAAACAUUUACCACCUAGAACUUGUAUAAUGGAUGAGCCCAAGGAAACCAAACAAUUGACAGGCCAAAUAAAAUCGGAGAUGUUGCUGCAACAAAAUGGACCGAACAAUGAGGACAUGACUGAAGAACAACUAGUGGAGUGCAUGACCGAGGACACCAAACUGACACCAGGAGAUGAAUCGAAACAUGGAAUCACAGACUGCAGUUUCCCUAAAUACCAGAAAACAGUGGAGAUACUGGAGUACAAAUAUGAGCUUUUGUCAGUGUGCUUUCGUUCAGUCAGGGAUGCAGUCGUACCAGGCCCUCAAGAAUUAAGCCCCACACAUCAUUCACGAAACAUGGACUGCAACAUGGCUCAAAAUUGGAUUGACAGAUUCUCCUCAGUGCCAUCUGCCUCCGCUAUGUACACCCGUGUGCCAGGGAGCUUUGACAACUUCCACAAGAUCCAACUGUCACCAGAUUAUGACGAGGCUGGCCAAGGCAACUGCUGUCUUCUCACCAGCUUGGAUGUGGAGCUAAUGAAAUCCACACAAAUGGACCACUCCAUGCUCAAAGCAGAGGAUGAGCAGGAUGAUAUGCCAAAAGAGAUGGAGGAAGACCAAGUCUCCGAGGAGGGGGUUAAAGUUGAGUGUCACACUGAGGAUUUAGCCAGUGGAGGCAUUAACACUGAUACUCAGAGUAUUAAACAUGUAUCAGGGGAAGACAUUGUUGCUUUACAGUUUUCCAAUGAUGCCACUGGGAACAACAGCACACCCCCCGACUCUAUGCGGUGCCUCGAGUUUGAGAUGAAAAAAGAGUUCGACUUGGUCUUAAAGGAACUAAAUGUGUAUUUUGAUAUCUGUAAAAGGGAAUUUACAUGUAACAAUGGGACACCACCUGAGCAGCACAGUGAAGUGCCGUGGAAUGAAGUCUGUAAGACCAGUUACCUCAGCAGCCCAGAACUGGCUCUCCACAGAGAGCCAACUCUAGAUCUUGAUGAAGACUGUAGCACUGAAAUAUGUGGAACAGAUCCAGAGACUUGUCAAAUAACCUGCCGUGGAGGAGAACAGGAAGUGCCCAUUGGCUGCCACAUGUCCUCAAAAGCAUCACAUCUUGUUGCAGAGAAACGCAAAGAGCUCCAGCAGACAGAUCUGAAAAGGACAGCGUGGUCACCGUCCUUCAGGUGUCUACCUCUCAUGCAGCCACAAAGCAACACAUCUUUGUGGGAACCCAAGAGACUGCCGCCUCUGAGGACAUGCACACGGCCAAUCCGACUCGGACUGUCCAAGAAAGCCAAGCCCAAAUCCUUGCACAAUUUCCACCCAUACAAAUGAACCCAGAAAAAAAAUGAUGAGAGAAGAAUUCUCAAAUAUUCACAGGAACUACUCUGACUCAGUCCAUUCAUCAUUUUGCGGUUCUGUAAUGUUGCAGUAAGUUUGCUGUUUUUCCAUGUUUGCAUUAAUACUCAUAGAAAGUUCUAAAACACAAUACUAGCUAUUACUGCCUGUCUUUAUAUUGUUUCAGAUAUUUAUAUUUAUAUUUAUACACUUCCUUUUGAAAUGUUUAUGUAGCUUGAAAAUA